CCAGCAUCCGUGCGCAUGGUGGAGCAGUACAGAGUCAAGCAUGGUCUGGCGGAUGCGCGCAAUGAGUUCGUCCUCACUGAGAACGGACUCGGCCUUACGGAAGGUGCUAGUAGGACUUCAACCAGCUUCAUCGUCGACAUGAUGUCCCUAGGUGCCCCACGCGCUGCCCUCACCCUGACCCAGUUUUUCCCCAUCACCCCGAAGCUCGUGAUUAUCUUGCGCUCGCCCGUUGCAGAACAAGCAAGAUGCCAGGCAUAUGAGGGACCCGGUGGUAUUUCGUACUUCGACGAUAUACCCCGGACGUCUCCUAAGACAACGUAUAUCCCUCCUUUUCCACCCGGUUCGUAUGACUGGGAACAACGACGACCUGAAAAAAUGAGUGCCGAAGAUCGAAAGAAGAAAGAAGACUUCCAGGUGCGCGGUUUGCUGAAUGGGGUACCCCUCGGAAGCCGUCUUCGGGACAGGUUCAUCUUCGCCAUUGAAGAUCUGACGGAGGAUCAAGCGCAGCGAGUCAAUACGCUGCUGCUUACGCACUGCAAGGAGACGAUAUCCUUCUACACCCCCGCAUGCCUUGUGCGAGCUAUUGACGCGUUCGAAAGAGAUACGAUGUUGACGAUCUUCGAGAAGAAACGUUACGCGUCGCUCAAGGCGAAGCUACUAGCUGAAGGAACACGUCCGUCGCCUAUGCCCACGUCUCCAUACCCUCCUGCGUCUCCGGGGGGAGAACACUCGCCUCGCAAGCUUAUCCCUACCUCUCCUGAUCCUUCCGGGUCAGAACUCGCUGCACAAGCUCUCUCGAUGGGUACGAGCCUAGUACUAGGCUUCAAAGGCGCAUUCGGCAGAAAGGCCCGUUCUGCUCCUACUUCCAACGUCCAGGACGCUUCAGUCGGCGAACCUGCGUCUCUCACCGCUCAGACUGUCGUCUCUCAGGAGCAGGCCCGUCUUGACGUCUCGCAUACCGAAGUCCUAUGCGGCUCUACUCUUGCAAACACCGAUACUACCCAGAUCACACCUGUCGACAAUACUCCUCAUAUCACUGGUGAACCGCCUUUGCCCCCAGUGAUCCAUGACCGUGCAUCAAAUGAUCAACCAUCCGCUCGUGAAGUCAACGUGCCGGGGCUUAUGCACGACGGCUUGCCACCACCGGUGGCAAAGAUGGCUCCGUCCGCCCCCGCCAUUGCGGCACAAUGGAACGGGCUCCAUGCAGCCCUUCCUGGCUUACGAGGCGCGUUCAAGCGCAGGCCAAAUGUGAUCUCCACAGAAACACCAAGCUUGAUUGCGACUCAGCCGCUACUAGCGAGUCCCGCACCUCUCCUCCAACCGACAAUCGAUGUCUCCCAGUCGCCCGACUCGGAAGCGAGGCCCAAGGCUCAGGCUGACAUCGACACGGCUAGCGCAUCGUCUCUCGAGUCGUCUGCUGAGUCGUACAUGGACUCGACACGAACCGACCUGGGGUCAGAAGCACAUCUCGAUCCAUCCACAGGGCAUCCGGUAGAGCAAUACACCGAGACUAACACUGACAGUCGGGACGGCACCUACCGGGGUACGCAUAGUACACCAGAGCCCCGCUCGAGUUCUGCGCGAUGGUUUGUCUCUCGGAUGCUCUGGACUAAACCGGCAAAACUUGCAAAGGCAGUAGCCUCGAUCUUCUGUUGUUGUAAGUAGUCAUAUGACAGGUAGUUGUGGCAGCUCUCGAGCACCAUUAUCAUCGAAGUAUGUACUUACUACUAUGCCUCGAUCAACGUUCGAUGGCAGAGACACACUGAACAUAUCGGGUUCGGAGCUACAGUUAGUAUUAUCAAGUUACGUAACUCGCCU
Fomitopsis serialis is the source of this 1818-nucleotide messenger RNA. RefSeq lists its product as uncharacterized. The record is from RefSeq and is a predicted model, not a curated record. NCBI's taxonomy places the organism in Eukaryota, Fungi, Basidiomycota, Agaricomycetes, Polyporales, Fomitopsidaceae. Bases 16 to 1665 code for a protein of 549 amino acids. The transcript has 2 exons.